Molecule: messenger RNA, 10167 nt
Organism: Alexandromys fortis (reed vole)
Lineage: Eukaryota; Metazoa; Chordata; Mammalia; Rodentia; Cricetidae
Product: signal-regulatory protein beta-1-like
Exons: 14
Coding region: 6928-8895 (655 amino acids)
Cellular component (GO): plasma membrane
Source: RefSeq, a predicted model, not a curated record
UGUGUUCCUAGUAAGGUUGAGGACUAUCUUGAGCCGCUGAAACUGCCCUCAAUACACAGCUAUUACUCUGUCUUGGUACGAGCUAAGAGCCCACCCCUGAGUGAGACAGUCUACGUGGCUUUUCGGAUUGUGCCCAUCCUUGUCACCUCAUUCCCCUCCCCCAUUCACCACUUUUCCCAAGAUAAAUCAGCCAGGUCAGCCACCACAUUUUGAUGAAAAAGAAACAAGUUAGUCUUUUGACUGGACAAAGUCCGCCUUUCCAGGGGCCGAGGACCGGGGCAGUCAGGAGCAUGUGGAAUCGGUGCUGCAGGGGCCAAGACAAGGCUCGUUUUGUGUUCUGGGACAAAGAUAAAGUGUCCUGGCAAGAUGGGGCCAGGGCCUUUCCAGCGCCAGCUCUGGCAGACGGGAUUGGCUGGCUGUGAGACAACUCACCCCGUGUGACUGGAUGGCCCAGCUUCCCACCACCUCCUCCCCUCUCGUAAGCAAACAAUCGAGAGCGGUGAGACAGUCAUGAAAGUAAGCUCUUCACCCUUCCUGGCCACCUGGCAUGCCUGGACAUGGGCAUCCUCAGAUCCUGCCGACUGGGACUUGCCAGAGGUGACAAUAGUCCUGAAACCCUGGUAAGGAUGAGCCACACAAAGUGCUCCGCGGGGUUCCUGUUCAUUGUAAGUGCUCCUUAUUGACAUUCCUAACGAUAUUAUGAUUAUUGCGAUAGCUCUGCUCUUUCCUUUUCCAUUUUUAUUGAUUUUUUGGGGGGAAAUAUCACACAACGCACCCCAGUCCCACUCAUCUCCUAGUUCCUCCAUGUCCACAAGUCACUCUGGUAGUGCCCCCCCCCACCAAAAAGGCUAAAAAAGAAUAAAAAUAAACAAAAAGAAAAAAGAAAGAAAAAUACUUCUCGCCUCCGCCUUCCCCCCUCCCCCACCCCAGGCCCCUGUCAUUCAUCUUAGCAGCACUGGCAGCUGCUGUGUGUCAUGCAGUAGACCCUUUUGUCCGAACAGCUUUACAUGCAAAUGGUCAGGUCAGGUUCAAGGUCUCUGACUUUGGUACAUCAUCAAUACUGGACCCCCACCGACUUUCAUCUCCAAUAUCCUGCCGUCGCCCUGGGUGGCAGGAGGCAGCCACCCUGGAACCUUACCAGUAGGCCACAGCCACAUGGUGAUACACAGAUUAAUAGAAAUGGGUUAAUUUAAGAUGUAAGAAUUAGCUAGAAAUAUGCCUAAGCUAUUGGCCAAGCAGUGUUGUAAUUAAGACAGUUUCUGUGUGAUUAUUCCGGUCUUAGUGGUCAGGAAGCGAACAAGCACUCCCCUGUUACAGAUGUGUGCCUGGGUGGUAGCUGAAGUGGUCAGUUCAAGCUGCUAGGACCACUCCUCUCAGGUGAGGGGUGGAACGGGCUCUCCCAGGCCCAAGGUGAGGAGUGGGGACGAGCAAAUGUGGAAAGCCAGUUCUCUUAUUAGCAGCAGGAAUCUUCAGGGUCCAUUAUCCUAGGUCUGGGGAGUUUCAGGGCAGGCUCUCCUCUGUGUGUGUGGAGCAGGUCACUCUGGGCCAGUGAGGGGUGGGGCCAGCUCAGCAGAGCCCUCGCACUUUGACACAUGUUUUACAUGCCCCCCUGUGGUAACAUGGGCAACAGACGUCUACACAUACCCCAACUAUGGCAGGACCACAGAGCCAGAAGUGGUCACUGGCAGUAGUUUGGAGCUGGAUUUCACCAUGGCCCCAGGUAGCAGCGCAGGCCUUUCAGAUCCAGAUGUGGCCAGCAGCAGUGUGGUCCCUGGUCGCCACCCCAGCCCCAGGUGGCGAUUCAGAUCUCCGGCCGCCAUUUGGCCCAAUGGCAAUGGGAGCCAGAGACCUCAACCCAGACUCUGGCUGUGGCAGGGCCACUGACUCGGAAAUGGCCCCAAGCCUCAGCUCAGGUACGGGUAUCAAUAUGGCCCUGGGUGGCAGUGCUGGCCACGCUGGUUGAGGACACCAAGAUGGCCUCAGGUGUCAGCCUGGGCAUCUGCACUGCCUUCGGUGGUAACCAGAGCCUUGGACAUCGAUGCAGACCCUGGCUCUAGUGGGGCCACAGAUAUAGACAUGGACCUAGGCAGCAAUUCAGACCCUGACAACACCAUGGCCGUAGGUAGCAGCCCAAACCACUGAGGUUGGCAUGAUCCAGCAGCAACAUCUCCUUCAGACCCCAAAAUGGCUACAGGUGGUGGUCUAGAGGCAGAGGGGGGUGUUAGUGGCAAUGUGGAUCAUGAACAUCACCAUAGGGCCAGGCUGCCCUAGAACCCUGGACCUACACAUGGUCAUGGGUGACAUCCCUAGCCUGGAUGUCACUAUGGCCCCAGGAGGUUGCACAGGCCACUCAGAUCUGCAUUGCUCUAGCUGCAAGGUGACCGUUGUAAAAUAGCGUGACUCCAGGUGGCAGCCCGGAUCUCUGGUAUGUGCCUGGCCUUUGGUAGUACCAGGAGCCAUGGACAGCAACACAGACCUUGGCUGCAGCAGGGUCACACACCCAGACAUGGCUCCAGGCUACAGCUCAGCCUGGGUGUUACCAAGGCCUUGGGUUGCUACGCAGAGUACUCAGGUCUGCACAGUUACGGUGGCCUCCUGACCUUCGGAAAACAACAUGGCCUCAGGUUUCGGUCCAGACCCAGUUUCUGCACUGUCUACCAUGAAAACAAGAACCCUGGACAUCAACUCAGUCCUGGGCUAUGAUAGGACCAUGAACCCCGACACGGCCCUCAGCUGCAGCCCGGGCCCAGAAGUCUCCAUGGCUCAGGGUCAUAGCUCUACUUUUAAACAAAGGAUCCUGUACUUGGUUUGAGACACCCUUAUAGAGCCCCAGACUCUAGAUUGGUCCUGUGUCCAAGAAUAUCAGGUAGAUUCCUUCUCCCUGUUUGCUCCUUCUAAGCCACCUGUUCCCAGGCUCUGAAGGCUGUCCUAAGAUGAAAUUCAAUGCCAGGGGUGAAAGGGAAGGACGGCAACAGGAAAAACCCGGGGAGCCGGCGCUCACGCUUCAUAGGCGGACGACAAUGUCCUUAAGGUCGGUUUGGAGUUGCAUGUGCCACGGCGACAGGAACUUUGCAGUGCUCAGAGUCUGAUUAUAAGCUGCUGACCUCAGGGCAUGGGAGGAGAGUGUCCCUGGGUUCCCCAUCCCCCUGCCAGGACUGGGGCAGGAACAGAGGCCGCCAUUCUGAAGGUUCUGUCAGAAAGCACACGGUGGUAGGUUACUGGUUACCACCUAAGCCAAGCCCUUGAUCUGCAUGUUUGAGGAAACCCUUUGUUCCUUUCAAAUCUCUAUUCUCUCAGCUGGCUGGUACAGUGACUGGAACAGUCAGGGUUUUUUUUCUUUCUUUUUUUUUUUUUCUUUCUUCCUUUUCUCUUUGGAUUUUUUAAAAAUAACUGGUUUGUGAGUUCAGACAGAAUUGGGUUCCAGGCUUGGUUCAGGGCCAGGGACUUCUGCAUCUUUUUAACCCCUUCAAAGGCCCAGGAAAGAGGAAGAACCUGGAGACUAAUGGGGGCGGGGGAGGAGGUAGAGAGGUGCCCUCUAGCUCAGGGUCUAACAUGGUGAGAUCGACAGGGUAGUGAACAGGUGUACACAACCUAUGAUCAGCAAGGGUUUGACAGACACAGGUGGCGAAUGAUUUUUACCAUCUACAAUAAAAUAGGGAAAAUAGUUUUUUGAGUAUACUGCCAGAGGGCAGCAGUCUGAGGUACAAUUAGAGUUCUGCCUAUCACACAAUGUUGGGGGGCAGUGUGUCCAUGUUAGAGAAGCACUUUCGGUUAGGAUGAGUGUCUUGUGCACAAUUGCCUAGCAUGUCAUUCACGACAUGAAAGGGGGCAUACAGCUCAGAUUAGCCGGUGUACAGUCUAGGAGAUUAACAUGAGUUGCCACGCACAUAAUUUCCAGUUUUGCAAUCUCUGGCAUGCAAAUAAGGUCUAUGCAAAUCGUGGUCAUGCAAAUAUGGACAGCCCUGGCUGAUGGCAAAGGUUUGGGUCAUAGAGCACUUGGCUCUGUGAUAUGCAACGCUUCAAGACUGGCAGUUAGGGAUUCCUGGAACAUGUUCAUGAAGAUUCCUUAAUUGGGACUAGGCUCCAUUUUCUGGUUUCCUAUUAAUGGCCCUUCCAUUCACAAAAGACACAGAGAGAAUGAUGGGGUUCCCUAUGCUGUCUGAACUCCAGGUUCCCCACCUCUUUCUGGAGCUCAAGGAGCCCCAGGAGUCGUGGCUUCUUCCCUCUUUUAUUGCUUCAUGCCUGACAUUGUUAAUCACAUUCCCGCGAGCACUUUGGAUUCUCAGAUCUCUGAGAAUGCUUCUCAACACGGUGCUCCACUUAUCUACCACCAACUGUGGUUGGCCUUCAAACUGAGACCUUUCUCCCAUCCUGAGACAAGAUCAUCUCCAAGAGACCAACAGGAAGGAAGGAAGGCUACACCUGCUACUCACCCAGAAGGCUGGGGGCGAUUGCACAUUCUGACCCACUGUCCUUUGUGCUGUCUGUGGGGCUGGAGGCCACACCCACUCCCAGACCCUCAUCAUAAAUGACUGACUUUCUGCCUCCCACGGAUCACCGCUGGAUGCAAAGGUUGCAGAGACCCCCACAACUUGGAGAAGGUAAGAAAAAUUUUCUCUAAAUAGACGCAGAGGGUAGGAGUUCAGUCGUCUUAUCCAAGGAGUUUCAGCUGUAAGAGAGAAUGAAAUAAUACGGGUUCGUCUCAGUCCUCUGAGCAAAGCAUUUUGUACAAUUAUUGAGAUGUCUUUUAGCAAAAUAUUCAAAGACUUACACAAGUGACUGUAAAAUUCUUGGUUUCCUGAACAAGGAACCACGGAUGUUGCCAGCUGGAAAGGCAUAGGAGCUAAUGUGAAAAGAACCCACGAAAAGGGGAACAAAAUUCCUGUCAUAUUAUUUUGCGGUCUAGACUGCAGUGAUGUACUGCCUGGAUCCCUUCCAAGACGAUCAUAAAGAGGAAGAUCCUCUGGACACAUCUCAGCAGGGGGUACUGUGCCUACAUUUAAUGAGACUGAUUUAGAUACAUGCACCGCCUCCCCUUUCAAACACCUCAAUUUUAUAAUCAUGUACACCAAAUAUUCAUUCUCAUCAAUCUGAUUCAGAAAUACAGUCCAUGCCGCCUCACUUCCAGAGACUACUUAUACAAGAUAAGGAACAUAAUCAACAGGAAAUGAUUGGACCGAACCUCUCACCAUGCCAGUUCUUACGAUGCCUAUGAUUUUAAAUCCUCAGGACCCAAAUAUGUGUCAACAGUACCAAUUUACUUUUGAGUUCUCAAAGAACUUCAGAAAAUCUGAUGCCGCCAAUGGCGUGCCUGCUCUAUUUACUGAUACGUUAGGGGAAAAUUUAAGCAGGGAUAUUGUUACUCCUUGGGACAAUAAGCAAGUAUGUGAAGCUUCCGCCCAGGACAAUACUUGAUAUGGAAAGCAAGAUAGUAUGAUGAAUGUGAUGAACAGGCAGAAGGUAACCAUGGCAAUGACGUCCUUAUCAAUUCUACAUGCUUUGAGGAGGGGGACGAUAUAGCGAUGCUCUACUACAGACGAAUGUCUUGGCCCCGUGUUUUGACCCAGCACACCUUUGUGCGCUGCAAGCCCAGAGAAUUGGUCCUGAUCGUGGAGAAACUGCGGACUCGCUGGCCACUAAAACAGAAGGGUGAGACCAUCUUGGAUGUCGUCAAUCAUUUAUUAUACACUGUUUUUUUUUUCCCCAGGAUUUCCAUUACAACUAAAAACCGAUAAUGGUUCUGCUUACACUAGCAAGUGCUUUAAGGAAUUUUGCAGUAUAUAGAAUAUUAAUCAUGUUAGUGAAAUCCCUUGCAACACACAGGGUCAAGCUAUUGUGGAAUGACAGCAUCUAAUACUUAAAUGGCAAAUUUUUUAAAAGGUGGUUUAUACACCCACUUAAAUCCCUACACACCACGCUACAUUUAGCCAGGUUUACUUUAACGUUUUGCACUUUAAAGAAUAUUGCUUCUUUGGCUGCCCAAAACAUUUAGCCCUAAAGGAGAUACAACCUAAAUUAUUUGUUAAAUGAAAAUAUCUAGAAACUAAUCCGUGGAAAUGACUUAGUUAUUCUAAUAUCAGCGUGAGGUUAUGCUUAAGUCUUUCCCAAGAUGAGGUCCCAGAUGGCUCUAGCUACAGUACAUCUGACCAGGACAGCACUGAUUUAGGGACACAUUAAGACUUCAACUCAUCAAGCCAAGACCUUGGAAAGACAACAGGACACAAUACUAUUGACUCCAAAAUGAUGCUGUUAUAUUUACUAACUAUAUUACAUGUUAAUUCUCAGCUUGUCACUAUAGACUCCAAAUGCCAGUAUGUCCUUAUAGAAGACAGUACAAUGCUGUUUUGCCAUGUUGAGGACUAUUUUUACGCUUUUUUUAAAAUUACCAGUACCAGACAUGAUUACUAGAAUGCAAAAGCGGUUUCAAAAUUGGCCUGCAUGAUUAGUAACACUACAGCAAACAUGUUAGCAGAAAUCAACCAAGAAAUGGGUGAGUUGAGAACCACAGUUUUACAGACCAGAGCUUGCUGUGGGCUAUUUGUACACUGUGGAGAUUUAUUGCUGUGACUGAUGUAAUGAAAAGCUGAAUGGCCAAUAGCUAGGCAGGAGGUAUAGGAAGGAGUUCCAGGGAGCGAAAGGAAGAGCAGGAGAAAUCUAGGUGUGCGGAGAAGCCAGAAAACAUGGAGGGGAAACAGGAGGUGCGCGAUGGAAGAGAGGUCUGAGUGCCCAGGAAAUGAACGUACAGUCUCCAUUUACACAAGCUACUCUCAGUGUUACCGCCUACUUCCUGUUGCCUUCCAAUCAAGAUGUAGCCAGAACCAUACCAUGUCUGCCUGCUUUCUACCAUGCUCUCCACCGUGAUGAUAAUGGACUGAACUUCUGAAGUCUGGGAAGCCUUUCAUCUCUCUGGAGGGCCCAGAACAGAGGAUGACCACUGCAAAGCCAGUGACCUUCACCUGCACGGCUGGCCUUUUCAGCUCCAGGAACCUCAGUGUCAACUGGCUGAAGGACAAUAAUAAACAUCCAGCUUCAGCCCCAGAACUGAUGCCUAUCAGCAAAGAUGUUUACUAUGUCACAAGCAAGGUAUCCGUGGCAUUGGCCAAACAUGAUAUCUUUUCUCAGAUCACUUGUGAAGUCACCCAUGAGGACCUCGAUGAGCCCCUAACAAUGACCAUCAAUCUUUCCCAUGUGAUCCUAGUUAUCCCUACACUGAAGAUCACCGUGGAGCCCUCGCAGAUCCAAGAUCAUGCGCAUCAAAGAGUGAACUUGACUUGCCACAUAAACCACUUCUACCCCCCAGUUGGGCAGCUUGUCUGGAUUAAGAAUAAGUACAAGAUCCUGACUCUCACGCUCUCUCAGGCCACAAGGAACUCCGAUGGGACGUACUCUCUAAAGCACACACUGCAAGAAGGUGCCAUAUGGGAUGAGAGCACCUUUAUCUGCAUGGUGAUCCAGGUCGACCAGCCUCCCCUGAGGAUCAGCACUACCCUGGGAAGCCAGACCCCCAGUAAACGCAGAGCUGGGAAGCCUUUCAUCUCUCUGAGUGGCCCCGAUGAGAGGAAAAAGACAGGCAUUUCAGAUUUAGUCCCUUUUAACUGCACCGCUGGCCCUUUCAGCUCCAGGAACCUCAGUUUUAAUUGGCUGAAGGACAAUAAUGAACUCCCAGCCUCAGCCCCACAACUGGUGCCUAUCAGCAAUGACUCUUUCUACGUCACAAGCAAGGCGUGGGUGCUAUUGGCCAAACAAGAUAUCUUGUCUCAGAUCACCUGUGAAGUCACCCAUGAGGACCUCGAUGAGCCCCUAACAAUGACCAUCAAUCUUUCCCACGUGAUCCUAGUUGUCCCCACAGUGAAGAUCACCAAGCAACCUCCAGAGAUCCAUGAUCAUGCGCAUCAAAGAGUCACCUUGACUUGUCACGUGAAUCACUUCUACCCCCCAAUCAGACAGCUCACCUGGACUAAGAAUAAUAACAAGAUGCUUAGCGUCGAGCACCUGCAGACCACGAGAAAUUCCGACGGGACAUACUCUCUAAAGCACACACUGGAGGAAGAUGCCGCAUGGGAUGAGAGCACCUUUAGCUGCUGGGUGUUCCAGUCUGACCAGCCUCCGCUGUGGGUCAACAUCACCCUGGGAACACAGCACCCCACUAAGGGCAGAGGAAGGAAAGACUACGCUAACCACCUCGAAGGCCCCCUGCAGCGGUAUUCACCGGGGACAAGCAUCCAGCUGAAGUACACAUCCUCUGGGUUACCAACGCGUCAGGUUACUGUGACCUGGCUCAAAAACAACCACAGCCUUCUCCAAACCCAGACCAACGUCUUAUCCAGUGGAAACGGCUAUAAUGUGACUAGCAGUGUGCUCAUCCCACUGGAGAGCAGUGACAUCCUCUCCUCAGUUCUCUGCCGGGUUGAGCACAAAUCGUCAGUGGUUUUCCAGAAGGUCAUCACCUUGGACCAGUACCUCCGUGUUCCUCCUGCAGUGAGAGUGUCCCAGUCUUCCGCUCUCUCCAGUUUGGUGACUGUUACUUGCCAUGUGCAGAGAUUCUAUCCACGGCAUGUGUAUCUCACCUGGCUAGUGGAUUGCCAUGUGCUCAAGAGACUGGAGCAACCUACAGCCAAGAGGAAUAAGGAUGGGUCCUACACCCUGGAAAUCUUGCAAUCGAUAAACACAUCAAUGCAGAGGCCUGAUCAAGUGCUCACUUGCAAGGUAGAACACGAGGCACAACCUCCCAUCCAGGCCAGCAUUAUAUUUUCUGCACCAUCCUAUAUCACGUCCAAAGCCGUUGGGAGCCUAAGUUCAGAAAAAUCUAUCCAUAUUUUUGUGGCUUUCCUCCUAUGCUUCAAGUUACUUCUGGUGGAGCUCAAAUGGAGAGAAGAUGAAAAGACCUGUUGGUGACCCAAGACUCCUGCCCUUCGUUCUUCUACCUUUUCCAUAGGUGCGCUGCCUCUGUACACUGUCAGAGAUGGACUUGGGUUCCUUAGGGAUGCUCCAGCCUUGAGAUGCUGAACUUCAGAUGAGCUCUGCUUCCAUCCAAAGGCAGUUCGGUGACAAGGGAAACAGAUGCUCGCUGUCUCUGAGUGUGGCCAACCCUUAGUUUCCCAGUUUUCACUACUUUGUAUAAUUUCUGCAAGUGUGAUUUAAUUUUAGCAGACACAAAGCUUAAAAUGACUAGAAUGUUGAAGAAGUAUUUUCCUAUCUCAAAAUGGAUUAAAAACAAUAUAAGAUAUCUCUGGACGCAUUAUACCAUUUUGCAAAAAUAUUAACCUUUUGCUGAUAUCUUCUUCAAUUUCUUUUAGAAAUCGCCCUGCCUCUGCUGGUUUUCUUUCUCGGUCAUGGUUCUCUACCGUUAUGACAUAUGCACAGACUUUAAACAUCAUAGAGUAGCUUCGCUUUUAUUUUUCACAACAUUUAUUAUAUUGCAUACAGCAUUUUGAAACUUUAUCUCAUUUUUAUACUUACUACACCUCCUGCAUUUAUUAAUGUUGAAACAUGUAGCUGUUUUAUUCAUUUUACAGUACUCUGUGGUCUUCUAUUGUAACAGUAUGCCAUAUUUUAUUAAUCCAUCUCAUAAUGGACACUGAACCUGUAUUCAGUGCUUUUGCUAUUACAGUUUUGCGGCCUUCUUAAUCUCUAAGCACGUGGGAGAAUCUUUCUUUGUCCUCAAGCAGGGCACACAAAGCAGCAGUGUAGGUAACAUUGAUACGUUUUGUUAACUCAAAAACAAAUUUCAAUUUUGAACCUGUGCUCUCAUUUUGUUACACACAUGCAUGUGUGCGUGCACACACACACACACACACACACACACACACACUUUCUUCCUGAUGUUGCUGGUGGUACAUGUAUAAUAGGUAGCAGAGACCUUUUAUUCCCUACAAGAUUAGGUGAUCCAAUAUACACUGACAUUGCAUAUUCAAUUUCUAUAGUCUGGAGCUGUGUUGAUACACUUUAUCCAUUAAUCUACACGUCUAGCUCUGUCAAGACUAUGCUGCUUUAGUUAGAAUAGUUUUAUAAUUUUUGUUUUUUUUUCUUCUAGGAAAAUUGUUCUAAUUUUUCUCACUUAAAAUUGUCGUGGUCAUUUUUUAUUGUUUCUUUGUGACUGCUUUUGUAUUUUAAGGAAAUUAUUCAUUGUAUGAGCCUUCUGGAAAUGGCAUUAAACAUUCUCCUAAA